AUGUCGAACGACGGAUCACCCUCUUCCUCCAACAUCACCUUCGGGCAGAGGUCCCGAGAUACUUCACCAUCCGGUAGAGCUUCCCGUCAUGCGGGUCUUAAACGAAGGAAAGAUGGAUGUUUGACAUGCAGAAAGCGUCGUGUUGGUUGUGGUCGCGAGAGACCAAACUGUGAACAUUGCGUCAGAUUAUGUUUGAAAUGUCAAUGGCCAGAGGAGAUAGAUGUGGAAGAUCCUAGACGUAGAAGGUUACGUGCUCCCAUUCGACAGAACCCUUCUCUACCUUCAGACACUAUCCAACAAGUUUUGUCUCAUGAUACUGAACCCGUCCAUUCAACAUCUCAGUUCUGGCAAUUUGAUCCACAACCAGAUCCUUCACCUCAACGUGAUCCCACUCCUACUCAAGAAACAAUUCUUUCUCAAAAUGGGUUCACUCAGAACACAUCUUCUUGGCAAUUGGGGUCGACCACUUCUGACCUGGUCACAAUGUCCAAUCCAUCGGACGGAUUUGAUUUCUAUAGUGGAAUAUUCGGUCCGGAGUUGUCAUUUGACGUAGGCUUCGACCCUUUUGGUCCAUCAUUAAACGAACCUUUCUCUGUAUCUUUAGCACCUGUAUUUACGACCUCACCCACCACUCGAACCAGUACGAAUGUACCUACACCUCCUACAAGACCAAGUCGAGCACCGGUGGCAUUGGCUUCGGAGGAUCAGCCUUUGAUAUCUCAUUAUUUAGAGCGAGUGUCUCAAUGGGCAAAACUACGAGAUGCCACCAUACCAAAUCACUUUCUUGGAUUAUUCGCCGCUGGUCUAUUUUACGAACCUCUAUACGCUGGAAUACUAGCAUGGUCAGCUUGGCAUUUGGGAAACACUCUUCCCGAAACAUCAGAACGACGACGACAUUUAUUCAGAUACGCGGAAGAAAAACAUCACGCAUGUGGUCUUGCCCUUUUACCAUGUCUUUCCGAGGGAAAUGACGCCGAUGUAGACGUUCAUCUAGCGGCUAUUUUGAUAUAUUGUCAAUACGAUAUCGCAACAGCUACCAAUCAUGAAGGUUUACAUCACAUGUUACAACUAGCAACAAACUUGAUCGAUUCUCCUAUUCGUGUCGCUCAAUUCUCUCCUUUGACACAACGAAUAGCCGUCAUAUUGACUUCCUUCGACGUUCGAGCGUCCAUGUUCGGUAUGGGUAAUGCAGAUUAUACCAUGGCUUUAUCAGGACCAUUCUUCGAAUUAUCCGAUGAUCGUGAAUAUCCAGGAUGGCCAGCUGCUUCACUCGAACCUCUUCAUAUCAAUUAUCUCACAGCAAGAUGUCUACGACUUGAUAGAUCAUUACGACAUAGUAGACGGACGGGUGAUACCGAAGGUGUUCGACAAUGUAUGAGAGAAGGUGAUGCUUUAUAUGAACGUUUAUCAAACCUACAAAAUCUAUUCGAUCCUCCUUUACUUGACAACCUUUCUGAACCUGAUAAACCAGAAAGACAUGAAGAUUCGAAAUUGGUGACCAAAUCAUUCGUAGCUGGAUUAUUCAAUUCACUCGUCAUCUAUCUAUGUAGGAUACUCAACAUGCCACCUCCUGAUCGUGCUUGGUCUCGUAUCCUCACCAGUGCGGAUAAAGUUUCACGUAUUUUUCCAGAUGUCGCUCAGUCCGUUUUCCCCCGACCGCUGUUCUUCGCCGCUUUGGAAACGAAGAAUAAAGGGCAGUUUAAGUGGGUGAUUGAACGAUUAGAAGAAUCGGCAAAGGCCGGUUGGGGAAACAAUAUCGUCAAAACCCGGGAUUUGUUGGUGGAGAUAAGGAAGUUGGAAGAAGGAGGGAAUAAGCAGGAUCUAGGAGCUUAUCUCAUUCGCAAUGAUUCGUAUUUCAUCAUGACCUUUGUACCUUCACCAAAUCCCAAACGACUCAAUCCGAGAGCUGCGAAACAUCAACCUUUCGUUCUACGUAAUGCGACCGUUAUCGAUGGGAAUGGUAACCUCAUUGGUCAACGUGAUAUUGAGGUCAAAUUAGGAACAAUCACCAAGAUCGCUGAUGUGGGUACCAUCAAUGGAAAACGAGUCAAAGAUUUAGGGGGAAGAUAUUUAACACCUGGUAUCAUUGGAACAAGAUCUUUACCUCAAUUUCAUGCGAGUGAAGAUACUAGUGAAUUAUCUUCUCCUGUUACACCUCAUAUGAGAGCUAUAGAUGGGUUUGAUCCUUCUGAUGAGGCUUUGGAACGUGUGCGAUCAGGAGGCGUGACAUCAACCUUGAUCCUCACCGGAGCACAAAAUCUCAUUUCUGGUCAAGGCUAUUCACUCAAACUUCGAGAAAUGCCCGAUUUAUCCGUCGAAGGAAUGUUAGUCCAAUCUCACGAUCCUGCGAGUAUAAAAAGACAACGGUAUCUCAAGAUGGCAUGUGGGGAAAAUCCUAAAUCGAAAGGUUCACCAAGCACUCGAUUAGGAGAAGGUGCUUUGUUCAGGGAGUUCUGGUCAAAAGCGAGGAACUUGAAGGAUGAACAAGACGAAUGGUGUCAAUCUCCUAAUCCUCUUACUAGAUAUCCAUCUGAUCUCGAACUUCAACCUUUGGUCGAUACUCUUCGAGGGGAUGUGAGAGUGAACGUACAUUGUUAUAAAACUGAGGAUAUCGAAAUGAUUUUACGUACCGCCGAGGAAAACCAAUUCAAUAUUACGGCUUUACACCAUGCCACAGAGACAUGGAGAAUGGUAGAUCGUCUUCGUCCUCAUUUACCUUUAACCUUGGCAUUGUUCGCCACGGAAUAUGGUUUCAAACCUGAAACCAUGAGAGCGUCAGUAAACAACGCAGCGAUCAUGCACGAAGCAGGUUUUCAAGUGGCCCUCGUAUCCGAUCAUCCCGCUCUGAACGGUCAAUAUCCCAUCCGCGAAGCUCAAGUAACGCACAAUUUCGGUCUACCCACCGAAGCCUCUCUCGCUGCUCUUUUCUCAGUUCCCGCUCUUGCACUUGGAUUAGACGACCGUUUGGGUUAUAUCAGAGAAGGUUACGAUGCGGAUUUGGUGGUUUGGAAUGAUCAUCCUUUACAAUUAGGAGCGUCUCCAUUACAAGUUUGGAUAGACGGUUCUGAACAGAUUAUUGGUGGAGCUAGCGAUCAAGAAUCUCUCACUUGGAAUUCAUCUCUGGUCCAUCAUGCUCCGAAACAAAGAGGUAUAGUUCAAACACCUCCACCACUGAACUCUACUUUUGGAAAAGGGAAUGUGAUAUUUCGAUCAAUUCGAACGCAUCUCCAUCCAUCCGGCUUGAAAUCGAACUCUGCGACUGGCGAUGUGGUAAUUUUGAAUGGAAGAAUCGAGUGUGUUGGUCAAUGUGAUGAUUUCAUUCUUCAAGCUAUGAGAAGAGGUGCGGUGGAAAUGAAAUUGGAAAAUGGUUAUCUAGUCCCUGGACUCACAGCCUUGACCCCAAUGCAUGGUUUAACAGACAUUUUGAUGGAAUCUUCCACUUCGGAUGGUCUCACAGAUCCUACAAACUUUCAUCCUGUUCAUGCUAAAUAUGGUUUAUCAAAAGCCAGUAUUCAUGUUUCUCGAGCGGCACUGGUAGGAGUGACAACUAUCAUUACUCCUCCUCGUGCUAUUGGACCUACUUUACAAAUACGUAUAGCUGGUGGAGGUUUCAUCAAAGGUGUCAGUAUGGCUUUUCAUUCUUCUAUCAAUAAUGGGGAAGGUGAAGAAAAUUCAUUUAUCAAAGAAGAUGUCGCGUUACAUGUCACACUUGGUGAUACUGCGAAGAAUGCUCGUGUACCGACUAUAUCAAGUCAAUUGCAAACACUCCGUGAUCUACUCUUAGAACCUGAGGAUGAGACAUGGGAAUUUGUGGCAAGUGGUCAAAUGCCGUUGGCUGUUCAUGUGGAAAGUGCCGACAUCAUGACUAAACUACCUUGGUUGCAAAGAGACCUUCCAAACCUCCGUAUCAUUGUCAUAGGCGGUUCUGAAGCUCAUCUCGUCGCUUCCACACUUGCUAGAGCACGUAUACCUGUCAUACUAGCUCCAUGGAGAUGUAUGCCCUUAACAUGGGAACAAAAAAGAUGUCAUCCGGCUAUUCCAUUGACGGAUACAACACCGGUUCAGAUACUCAUGGAAGCUGGUGUGAAGGUGGCUUUGGCUGCUGGAGAUGAUAGGAUGGUACGUGAUUUAUGGUGGGAAGCAGGUUGGGCUAGUCAAGCUCCUUCGAGGGCGUUAGGAAUGGAUAAAGAUAUCUUAGCUAUGGAACUUAUUUCCAGUGGUGUGGAUGAGAUCUUUGGAGUGGAAACGGAUUCGAAUUUGGCUUUUUCCGUUUGGGAGGGGAAUCCGUUUAAAUAUGGAGCCAUUCCGGUGGUCAUGUUUCAACGUGGAAGGGUGGAGAGUUGGUGGCCUAGCUUUGAAUAA
This is a messenger RNA of Tremella mesenterica DSM 1558, 4362 nucleotides long. RefSeq lists its product as uncharacterized. The transcript has 13 exons. Lineage: Eukaryota; Fungi; Basidiomycota; Tremellomycetes; Tremellales; Tremellaceae. Gene Ontology annotation, molecular function: hydrolase activity, acting on carbon-nitrogen (but not peptide) bonds; zinc ion binding; transcription cis-regulatory region binding. The coding region runs from base 1 to 4362 and encodes 1453 amino acids. Gene Ontology annotation, cellular component: nucleus. The record is from RefSeq and is a predicted model, not a curated record. Gene Ontology annotation, biological process: positive regulation of transcription by RNA polymerase II.